AAAGACAAAAAAAUACAAAAAAAAACAAAAAAUAACAGACAUAAAAAAAUAAAUAGCUAGAAGGAGACUUGGAAGCUCCAUAGUCAUCCUCAAGCUUUAACUCCCAGCAGCCAUGGCAGAGGCGCUGCUCUUGACAAGGCAUAAGAUCGGAUCCUUAAUAGCUUCAACAAGAGGAUUUCGAGACAUUUCCACAACAGGCACUCUAAAUCUCACGAAUGCCAUGAAAAUGAAACCCAGUAAAAACUUGUUCAAAAUAGCUCGAACAACUAUGGGACGGACGACACUCACGACUACCCCGCUCGUGGCUAGAGUUUUUGUUAGAUUUCCAAGAAGUUGGUUGAAACAACUAUCAGUUCUUUGGCUGCCAAGGUCAUCAAAAUGAUCAUCCAACACUUCACCAGGUCCUCCAUGUAUAGCUGCAGCAGAUGCAUUUUUACCUUUUGUGAACUUGAAAUUUUGUGAAAAGCCAUGAAGCCUGUAACAAUUGUCCUUGGUGUUUCCUGGCUUUUUGUAUUUGUCACAAAACACUCGAAUACCUGAAGAACUACCUCUAUGGAACUGCUGAUUGGACCUAUUUCCUGGUCUUGGUGUGGCAUUAUUGUUAUACUGGUUGUAGGUUGUUCUAAACUGAGAACUUCCAUGUGCACUCAAAGCUGAACUAUGUGUGGUUAAUUGGUUGGAUGGCCUCACCUCCCGUUGCUUUUCUUCCUGAAUCAGAAUGGAAAAACCUUGUGCAAUUGUAGGAAGAGGAUUCAUCAUCAGUAUACUUUCACGCACCACUGUGUACACUUCAUUCAAUCCCAUUAAAAAUUGAACGAGCCUCCUAUCUUGUUCAGCUUUGUGCAUAGUAGUUUUGGCACCACAAACGCAUACACAAUUACAUUGAUUAUUAUUAUUUAAUGUGUCAUAUUCUUUCCACAGUCGCUUCAUCUUAGUGUAGUAAGUAGUAAUAUCCAUGGAUCCCUGAGUUAGGUCACUAAUCUCCUUUUGAACUUGAUACAAUUUAUCAC
Molecule: messenger RNA, 1010 nt
Organism: Solanum dulcamara
Lineage: Eukaryota; Viridiplantae; Streptophyta; Magnoliopsida; Solanales; Solanaceae
Exons: 3
Coding region: 113-382 (89 amino acids)
Source: RefSeq, a predicted model, not a curated record